Ochotona princeps (American pika) is the source of this 453-nucleotide messenger RNA. Its product is annotated as large ribosomal subunit protein eL21-like. The transcript has a single exon. Lineage: Eukaryota; Metazoa; Chordata; Mammalia; Lagomorpha; Ochotonidae. Gene Ontology annotation, molecular function: structural constituent of ribosome. Gene Ontology annotation, biological process: translation. Bases 1 to 408 code for a protein of 135 amino acids. Gene Ontology annotation, cellular component: ribosome; cytosolic large ribosomal subunit. The record is from RefSeq and is a predicted model, not a curated record.
AUGCCAGCUGCUCCCGACCCCACGGCUAAGAAAGGUGACAUUGUAGACAUCAAGGGAAUGGGUACUGUUCAAAAAGGAAUGCCAUAUAAAUGUUAUCAUGGCAAAACUGGAAGCGUCUACAAUGUUACCCAGCAUGCUGUUGGAGCAGUUGUAAACAAGCAAGUCACGGGCAAGAUUAUUGCCAAGAGGAUCAAUGUGUGCAUUGAGCACAUCAAACACUCCAAGAGCCGGGAUAGCUUCCUGAAACGGGUGAAGGAAAAUGAUCAGAAGAAGAAAGAAGCCAAAGAGAAAGAUACCUGGGUGCAGCUGAAGUGCCAGCCCGCUCCACCCAGGGAAGCUGACUUCGUCAGAACCAAUGGGAAGGAACCUGAGCUACUGGAGCCCAUUCCCUAUGAAUUCACAGCAUAACAAAUGAAAGCAAAAUAAAAGACCUCUAGACUCUUGAAAAAAAAA